This is a messenger RNA of Oryzias latipes (Japanese medaka), 723 nucleotides long. It is a transcript of the gene lgals2b, whose product is annotated as lectin, galactoside-binding, soluble, 2b. Gene Ontology annotation, molecular function: carbohydrate binding; laminin binding; galactoside binding. The record is from RefSeq and is a predicted model, not a curated record. NCBI's taxonomy places the organism in Eukaryota, Metazoa, Chordata, Actinopteri, Beloniformes, Adrianichthyidae.
CUCCCCCAAGAUCAGCAUUAUAAAAGAAGCCACCUGCCUGCAACACCUUCUCUUUUGAGGCAGGAGCUACUGAAAACAGUCAAGAUGAAAAUGCAGGAGUUUUCACUCAAGGAAGGACAGGAGCUCAAGAUCCGCGUCAAGCCCAAUGAUGACUCCGCUAGAUUUGCUAUCAACAUUGGGCACGAUGCUGACAACAUUGCAUUGCACUUUAACCCACGCUUUGACUCAGGAUCAGAUGUCAACACCAUUGUCUGCAACUCCAAGUCUGGAGGAAGCUGGGGUGAAGAGCAGAGAGAAGGACACUUCCCCUUUGCACGUGGAGAAGAAUCCAAGUUCUACAUCAACUUCACCAUGGAUCAAUUUUACAUUAAACUUCCCGAUGGGAGGAUGAUGGACUUUCCCAACCGCCUGGGAGACGUCAAGUACGACUACUUUGAAGUCAAGGGUGAUGCAGUUUUCCAUGGAGUCAAGAUCAAGUAGAGGCUAAGCCCUUCCUCAACUCUAGCCUAAAGCUUGUUGUCUUUAUUGCUUAAAUAGUUUAACAUUAAUGUGCACUUGGCUAAAAGCAGAUUUGUGCUGUGCUGAAAAAAAACAUCACUGGUAAUGUAAACUGCACUUGGGUGUUCUAAGAGAUGCUGGCCUAAUGUUGGAGGUACAGUAUAUUUCACUUCUUUGUUAAAUCUGUCAGCUCAUAGGUGUCUGAAUAAUAAAAACUAAAAAAAA